AUGCCAAGGGGACAGAAGAGUAAGGCGCGUGCUCGAGAGAAAAGGCGCCAGGGGCUCAAGGAUGCUCAAGCAAAGGAGGCAGAGAAAGCAGAGGCACCUGCUGGCUCUGAUCAAGCUUCAGGAGAUGCUAAGCCAAGCACUUCCACUGCUGACUUCCCACAGCAGUCUGAAAGCUCAGCACCCAGCAGCACUGCCAGCCAGGGAGUGACCCCCAGAAGAUCUGAUAAGGGUGACCAGGGCCAAGGGGAUGGAAAUGAGCGUUCCUCCAGGGCUCUACUCUCUACUAGAAGCAUGCGGAUGGAUCUUAUGACAAGGAAGACAGGAAUGCUGAUGGAGUACAUGCUCCUCAAAUACAAAGUGCAGCAGCCCAUGAAGAGGGGAGAGAUGCUCAAAGUUAUCAACAAAAGGUUCAAGGAACACUUCCCUGAGAUCUUCAAGACAGCCUCCUAUCGAUUGGAUGUGGUGUUUGGCCUUGAGCUGAAAGAAGUCCUGCCACAUGGUCAAGCAUAUGAGCUUGUGAGCAAGCUAGAUUUUGAGGAUGAUGGAAGUAUGAGCAAUGAGCUAGGUGUUUCUACCAGGGGCAUUCUGAUUGCUCUCCUAAGUGUGAUCUAUCUAAAUAACUACCGUGCUGCCGAGGAGUAUGUCUGGUAUUUCCUGAAUGCAUUAGGAGUCUAUGAUGGGAUCAUGCAUGUCUUCUUUGGGGAUAUCAGGAAGCUCAUCACUGAAGAUCUGGUACAGGAAAAGUACCUGGUAUACCAUCAGGUUCCUAACAGUGAUCCUCCAUCCUAUGAGUUCCUGUGGGGCCCGAGAGCCUAUGAUGAAACAACCCAGAUAAAGGUGAUGGACUUUUUAGCCAAGAUAAGUGAAGCCUUGCCUGGGGUGUGCUUAUCUCGUUUUGAGCAGGAUUUGAUUAAAGAGGAAGAGGAAGCCCAAGCUGCAGCUGCAGCCAAGUCUGGCAGUAAAGGCAAGGCCAAGGGACGUACUAAGACCAAGUUAAGUCAUCCUACUCACAAGUGA
Molecule: messenger RNA, 1017 nt
Organism: Chionomys nivalis (European snow vole)
Lineage: Eukaryota; Metazoa; Chordata; Mammalia; Rodentia; Cricetidae
Product: melanoma-associated antigen B4-like
Exons: 1
Coding region: 1-1017 (338 amino acids)
Biological process (GO): negative regulation of transcription by RNA polymerase II
Cellular component (GO): nucleus
Source: RefSeq, a predicted model, not a curated record